Erinaceus europaeus (western European hedgehog) is the source of this 6985-nucleotide messenger RNA. RefSeq names its product granule associated Rac and RHOG effector 1 (gene GARRE1). NCBI's taxonomy places the organism in Eukaryota, Metazoa, Chordata, Mammalia, Eulipotyphla, Erinaceidae. The coding region runs from base 1385 to 4594 and encodes 1069 amino acids. The transcript has 18 exons. Gene Ontology annotation, biological process: Rac protein signal transduction. Gene Ontology annotation, molecular function: CCR4-NOT complex binding. The record is from RefSeq and is a predicted model, not a curated record.
AAACUUCCCUCAGUUCGGUGGGGACCAGAUGUUACCUUGGGUUGUGCACAUAGCAAAGAUGUCCAAGUGAACUGUGUUGCUGGCCCCAGAGUGAGGAAUUUUACUAGAAGAGAGUAUGGAAGAAACAGAUAAGAAUUCAAGUAGCUUGCCUUAGGUGGUAGAGUUAUAAAACAAAAGGAAACUCCAGAUAGACCCAGGACCUGGAUGUUAGACCAGAAACUAUGGAAUACUUAGAGGAAAAUACUGGCAGAACUCUUUUUCAUCUAAAAUUUAUAGGCAUCUUCAGUGACAUAAGCCUACUUACAAAGAAGACAAAAACAAAGAUGAUGAAACUAAAGCACAGAGAGGUUAAUGAACUUGGUCACAUAGCUGCUUUGUUGAGAUACAACUCACAUAAAUUCAUUGCUGAUGAGAAUGUGACAAGCAGUUUGGCAGUUCCUUCAAAUGUAAAAACAGUUGCCAUAUGGCUCAGCAGUCCCUCUCUUAGAUUCGUGAGCUCUUCGAAGAGGAAACAAGGAAGGCCAAACACAAACGGGAAUUCAGGCCCUGCUCGCUGUGUCACUUGCCAGCUUCAGCUUUGGAGUGGAAAUGACUUAGAAGCCUUACAAAUAUAUCCGUGCAUUCUCACUUCAGACUUUACAAUUGAGGGUCAACCCGUCUAGAAGCACCACUUGUUAAUGUUAUAAAGGAAUCCACUACCUCAGCAAACAAAAGGAAAACAGAAGACAUAAUUUAUAACACACGCCAUUAAAAAAAAACCUUUUCAAAGUUAUUAAAAGGAAAUUUUCAUAUUGAGAAGAAGCUUUACAGGUAAAUGGAUUUGGCAGGCAGGUUCUGUCAAAAUCCUGCAGAAGUUUGAUCCUGCUUCUAAAUAACUUAGCGCGUAGUACUCCUGUACUGCUUUUUAAAUUGCUGUUGAUCAGCUUGUGGGUUUUGGGAUUCUAACUUUUCUGGUAUAUUGAAUACAUUAUAUUACAUGUAUUACAUUUUUUAAGAUUAAGUUAUUUUUCUGCCAUUGUAAAUACGAGUAUCAGAAUAUUCUUGCAAUUGUAGCAAUUGUAGGUGAGCAUUUUUCUCAGCAAACGUAUCUUUUUAUUAAGAGGGGGAUGCUGAUAGAUAUUAUAUGACAUUUUGGACACAAUUUUAUUUUUUGUUAGAGGUCCUGCCCACCCUAAAAAAUUAAUUAAUUAAUUAAAUCUGUUGCCCUUCUCCCAUCUACGUUGGAGCACAUGGUCACCUGCCUCAUGGAAAUGCCUUUUUUAAAACUUAGAUUGGCAGAACUCCACUAUUUUUAUACCUAGCUACAGUUAAAAAUAAAUAGAGAAAGAAAAAAAGACUCAGAGCCCUGACCUGCACACGGUCAUUGGGACAGUUCCCCUCCCGCAUGUAUUGCUGCAGUGCUCAGGACAGUAAAAUGGACUACAAGCGGCGCUUCCUGCUUGGCGGGUCCAAGCAGAAGGUGCAGCAGCACCAGCAGUACCCGAUGCCGGAGCUGGGCCGAGCACUGAGUGCUCCCCUGGCCUCUACGGCCAGCACAGCCACCCUCGGCAGCCUGGCCGCUGCCAGCAGCUGCCACCACGCCAUGUCCCACUCCACUCCCAUCGCUGACAUCCAGCAGGGCAUCUCCAAGUACCUGGAUGCCCUCAAUGUCUUCUGUCGUGCCAGUACCUUCCUCACAGAUCUCUUCAGCACUGUGUUCAGGAACUCUCACUACUCGAAGGCAGCCAUGCAGCUCAAAGAUGUGCAGGAGCAUGUCAUGGAAGCCGCCAGCCGGCUAACUUCAGCCAUAAAACCUGAGAUCGCCAAGAUGCUGAUGGAACUUAGUGCUGGAGCUGCAAACUUUACAGAUCAGAAGGAAUUCAGUCUCCAGGACAUUGAGGUGCUCGGGCGAUGUUUCCUGACAGUGGUACAGGUCCAUUUCCAGUUUUUGACCCAGGCAUUACAGAAGGUCCAGCCAGUGGCUCACUCCUGCUUUGCUGAAGUGGUUGUGCCAGAGAAAAAGAGUAACAGCAGCGGUGGCUUAUCUGGCAUGAGCCACACGCCUGAACUGGAAGAAGCCAUCCGAUCAUGGCGCGGGGCUGCAGAGGCAACAUCUAGACUAAGAGAAAGAGGCUGUGAUGGCCGCCUGGCAGGAAUUGAAGUUCAACAGCUCUUCUGUUCCCAGAGUGCAGUAAUUCCGGAGCACCAACUAAAAGAACUAAACAUAAAGAUCGACAGUGCUUUACAAGCAUAUAAAAUAGCUCUGGAAAGCUUAGGCCACUGUGAAUAUGCAAUGAAAGCUGGUUUCCACCUGAAUCCAAAGGCAAUUGAAGCAAGUUUGCAGGGCUGCUGCAGUGAGGCUGAGGCGCAGCAGACAGGGCGGAGGCAGACACCCCCACAGCCCAUGCAGUGUGAGCUUCCCACCGUCCCUGUGCAAAUAGGAUCCCACUUCCUGAAGGGCGUCUCUUUCAACGAGUCGGCCGCUGACAAUCUGAAACUUAAGACGCAUACGAUGUUACAGCUGAUCAAGGAGGCAGGCUGCUAUAAUGGAAUCACGCCCAGGGACGAUCUUCCUGUGACUGAAGUACUGAACCAGGUGUGCCCAUCCACAUGGCGGGGUGCCUGCAAGACAGCUGUGCAGCUGCUGUUUGGCCAAGCUGGGCUGGUGGUAGUUGACACAGCUCAGAUUGAAAAUAAAGAGGCCUACGCCCCACAAAUCAGUCUAGAAGGCUCCAGAAUCAUAGUUCAAGUCCCAUCCACAUGGUGCCUGAAAGAAGAUCCUGCUACCAUGUCCCUGCUACAGAGAAGCCUGGAUCCUGAGAAGACUCUGGGUCUGGUGGACGUGCUCUACACAGCUGUGCUGGACCUCAACCGCUGGAGAGCUGGGAGGGAACAAGCUUUACCCUGCAUACAGAUCCUGCUUCAAAAGGAGAUUUGUGAUUUUGGGAAUCAGACUGACCUACCUUCUGGCAAUGGAAACAAAUCUUCAGGUGGCUUGCAGAAGACAUUCUCCAAGCUGACUUCCCGGUUCACCAAGAAAACAUCAUGUACCAGCUCUAGCAGCAGCACAAAUUAUUCCAUCCCAAAUACCCCUUCCAAAAACAUUUUCAUAGCUGGGUGUUCAGAAGAAAAGGCCAAAAUACCCAGUAAUAUUGAUACAAGGUUACAAAGCAUUUUGAACAUUGGGAAUUUCCCUAGGACUGCAGAUCUAUCACAGUCAGCUCAGAAUUCCAGUAAUAAAAUGGCCAAUGGUUUUCUCAUGGAGAGGCGUGAGAACUUCCUGCAGGGCGAUGAUGGCAAGGAUGAGAAAGGCAUGAACUUACCCACUGAUCAGGAAAUGCAGGAGGUGAUAGAUUUUCUCUCCGGCUUUAAUAUGGGCCAGUCACAUCAGGGCUCCCCAUCGGUGACAAGGCGUAAUUCUGCUGCCACAGCCAUGGUGACAGAACAGAAGGCCGGAGCCAUGCAGCCACAGCAGCCACCACUGCCAGUGCCCCCUCCACCGCGGCCACCUCAGGCUGGGGCACACACACCUCUGACAUCCCAGCCAAAACUGGCACCUCAGCAGCACUCCCCAAAGCAGCAGCAACCCCAGGUCCAGUACUAUCAACACCUGCUUCAGCCCAUUGGACCACAGCAGCCCCCACCCCAGCCUCGGGCCCCUGGGAAGUGGGUACAUGGCUCAUCUCAACAGCCAGCGCAGCCUGUCGGAGCAGGUCUGUCUCCUCUUGGUCAGUGGCCUGGCAUAUCUGAUCUCAGUUCUGACUUGUACAGUUUGGGUCUGGUGAGCAGCUAUAUGGAUAAUGUGAUGUCUGAGGUUUUGGGGCAGAAGCCUCAGGGACCUAGAAAUAACACCUGGCCAAACCGCGACCAAAGUGAUGGAGUCUUUGGGAUGCUGGGAGAGAUCCUGCCAUUUGAUCCUGCAGUGGGCUCCGACCCAGAGUUUGCACGCUACGUUGCAGGGGUGAGCCAAGCCAUGCAGCAGAAGCGGCAAGUCCAACAUGGUCGCCGACCAGGCAACCCCAGGGGCAACUGGCCACCCAUGGAUGAUACCCACCGGACCUGGCCUUUCCCAGAGUUCUUCACAGAAGGGGAUGGCCUGCACAGUGGCUGGUCGGGGGCUCAGGCAGACUCAGCCAGCUCAAGUGACGAGACCUCCUCUGCCAAUGGGGACAGCUUGUUCUCCAUGUUUUCAGGGCCAGAUCUCGUGGCUGCUGUCAAGCAGAGAAGGAAACACAGCAGCGGCGAACAGGAGACCAGCACACUGCCCUCUCCGCCUCUCCUCACCACAGUGGAGGACAUGAACCAGGAUAACAAAACCAAAACGUGGCCACCCAAAGCACCCUGGCAGCACCCCUCCCCACUGCCCAGCAUGCUGCCCGGCCCCAGCGCACCACUCUACACCGUCACCAACCCUGGCAACCAGUGGAACGACACCAUGCAGAUGCUGCAGUCCCCAGUGUGGGCUGCGACCAGCGACUGCAGCACCGCCUCCUUCUCCUACGUGCAGACCCCACCGCAGCCCCUACCGCCACCAGCACACAAGGCAGCGCCCAAGGGCUUCAAGGCCUUCCCUGGGAAGGCUGAGCGCAGGCCGGCCUACUUGCCCCAAUACUGAACCAGCACUGGCUCUCCUGCUUAGAGUUGUUGGGGCCACCAGCCCCCCAGAGGACCAGUGCACCCCUGUCCAGGCAGGGAUCCUUGGGUAUGGGAGUGACUGGCAGCUCCCAGUCUUUAAAGGCCUGGCUUCUCAAACUUUGGAGGCAUCAGACCUCUGGAGAGCCCACUGCAGACAGAGGUUUCUGACCUGCUUGAGGGAGGUGCUAGGCAUCAUUAAGCUUCAUAAGCACCUCCAGUGAUUUUCGUGCAGGUAGGCCAGAGGUCACACUCAGACACACAGCUCUCAAGUUUGUAGUCCCUUUGUGUGUGUGUGUGUGUGUGUGUGUGUGUGUGUGUGUGUGUGUGUGUGUGUGUGUUAGGAAGCCAUCAGGCCUAAAGGCUGAGAGCAGAAGUGACCAUUCUUCUAAAACCUCCUACCCUUCCUUAACACACUGAGUGGUGGACCAUACCAAUCACUGUACUUUCAUAGCUAUUUUAUCAUAGAGAUCUUGAGUUAAAACAUCUCCUACCUAAAAUGCAGUGAAUAUUUGAAGAUAACAGAUGUGGUGGCUGGAGACCUGUUCAACACUAUCUUUAUUUAAGCUUAUACAAAUGGGCAAAGAUGGAGAAUAUGUGGUCAGAAGCGGUCACUUGGGAUUCCUGUGAGUGGGCAACUGCUCGCCAGCCCAGCAUUACCCAGGGAUACAACCCUUACCAGCUUUACAGAAGCAGAAUUGAAAAACUGGUGUCAAGACAUUUUCCUGGUGGUGCGUGGAGAUGACCCAGCUGGCUCCUGUCAGUGUUUGGAACAGAGCUACUACACCUGCUGCCCUAAGCCCCUUCUGCACGUGGCCAGGGGCAGCCACAAAAUCUGUUCAAGGGGUUUCACAGAGGCACCUGAAUUUGAAAUUGUAGUGACAUCUGUGAGCUGGCUCUAGACAAACCAAUUAAGAUAUAGAUAAGAAUUCAUUUAAGGUUUCUACAGAAACAAAUAAAACCACCUCGUUUUCAGUUAACUUGUGCCAUUAAAUAGAUAACAUCCUGUGGAUUUAGGAAUAUUCCCAGCCAGAAUGGAUCCAGAAGAAUUGAAUGGUGCUUAAAUUGAGAAAUAAUAAAAUAUAACUAUAUAGAAUAGACAUACCCCACUGUAUAUUAAUUGAGGUUUCGGAAAUUCUUUAUAUGAGACUUAUUUAAAUUUUUCAUACUUCAUCUUUGAAAAAGUCUAAUUAAGAAAAAAAUCCAUAAUAUUUUCUAGUAUGAAAGUUUGACAGUAUUAAUAUUUUUUUUAUAUUUUCUUAAAUCAUUAAACCAUUUUAAUAUAUGUUACCUACUAAUAAAUGGUUUAUUCUUUCUAAUUCCACAUAAGCUUUUCCAGCAGAUUGUAAUAACACAUUUACGUUCUCAUUUUUCUACAGAUAGAUUUAUAUUUAAAAAUACCAAAAAGAAAAAGAUCUAUACAUCUGUAUGUAUAGACAAUAAUUAUAGAGGACACUUAGGGUGUCUGAGCCCAGCCAUCUUGAUUGCUGUGUUGCCAGGCCAUUUCUAAGUCGUUGGGUGUUGUCUUUUGUGCUGUGUGGGGAUGUCAUUGCUGCCUGUACUUAUGAUCCUUUCACCGUGGGUUCUGAACAUUCACCUCACCAUGUUUACAGAGAACUGUUUUGUACAUAGAUUUUUUUUUCAGGCACGUGCUUUGCACCAGCCCUUUGUGGCUUUUGUCUGUGUUGGCUGUCACAGUUGUGUGCACUAAUCUCUCUGUUGACGUUGUUUGUGGCUGUUUGACUUAUAAGAUACUUUUCUAUAUCCCUCAGUAAUGUGUCCACUGUACCCUGUAUCUCUCUCAAGUUCUAUUAUACUGAAGUACUUUUGUUUUUAAUAGUGCUGCCCCCUACCCCCCUAAGACCUCACCCUGGACAGAGGUCGGCCCUUAAUCCCCCAAACACAGGUGACAUCAACAUUAUCAUUGGUCACUUUCCAGCCUGUCUUUCUCAAUUAAGAAGAUAUUUUGUAAUUACAUAUCUAUGAACUGUGAGACCGUGUGAAGCUGUUUGUGUGGUCUCCUUGUAAGUGCUGUGCUCUCAUCACCACCUCCCUCUGAACACUGGUGAUUCCAGGUGCUGCGCUCGGCAAAGGGGUCUUGCCAAAGCGCAUGCUCAUGCGUGGUGUGUGUGUGUGUGUGUGUGUGUGUGUGUGUGUGUGAGAGAAAGAGAGAGAGAGUGUGUGUGUGUGUGUGUGUGUGUGUGUGUGUGUCCUUUUCAUGGUCGGGCAUGGCUGCCUUGCUCGGGCAUUAGUAGGACAUCAUGUGAAUAGUUAUAAUGCUUCCAAACUGGAACUCUACAUUUUGUAUCUUACUUUUAAAGCUCCUAUAAGUAAAAUAACUAUUGGCUUUAUUAAAAAUAUACGUUUAAUAGUA